ACUAGCAGACUCACGCUUUGCGGAAGUCCGACAUAUAAACAAGAGAUCUUUUGCAUUUGAAGUCGUUAUAAGUCAACAUCCGUCCGAUUGACUUCCUUUCUUAAAAUAGCCCGAUUCAACAAUGGCAAAGAGAACCAAGAAGGUUGGCAUUGUUGGAAAGUAUGGAACCAGGUAUGGUGCCUCUCUCAGAAAAACUGUCAAGAAAAUGGAGAUAACUCAGCACAGCACAUACACAUGUCCCUUUUGUGGAAAGGAAUCCAUGAAGAGAAAAGCAGUUGGCAUUUGGAAGUGCAGCAGAUGCUCUAAAACAGUUGCAGGGGGUGCUUGGGUUUAUUCAACUACAGCUGCAGCUCAAGUACGCAGUGCUAUUCGUCGUCUUAGAGAAAUGAAGGAAAUCUAAAUAAAUUUUGUAAAGCACUUAA
Physella acuta is the source of this 422-nucleotide messenger RNA. Its product is annotated as large ribosomal subunit protein eL43. Gene Ontology annotation, molecular function: structural constituent of ribosome. NCBI's taxonomy places the organism in Eukaryota, Metazoa, Mollusca, Gastropoda, Physidae. The record is from RefSeq and is a predicted model, not a curated record. Gene Ontology annotation, cellular component: ribosome. Gene Ontology annotation, biological process: translation.